UUGCAGGAGACUUAACCAGUAUUGUACCAUUAAUUGCAGAGAUUCCAAAUUAUAGUGGACAAAUUCCACCAGAUGAAUGGUAUCAAAGAAUUAAUCAAAUAUUAACUUUACCAUCAAUUAUGUCAGCCGCCUUUGAUAAUCCGCUUCGAGCAGAUAUUUUAAAAA
This is a messenger RNA of Racocetra persica, 165 nucleotides long. The record is from the annotation of a GenBank genome assembly. Lineage: Eukaryota; Fungi; Glomeromycota; Glomeromycetes; Diversisporales; Gigasporaceae.